This is a messenger RNA of Branchiostoma floridae (Florida lancelet), 1413 nucleotides long. Its product is annotated as tripartite motif-containing protein 2-like. The coding region runs from base 1 to 1413 and encodes 470 amino acids. The record is from RefSeq and is a predicted model, not a curated record. NCBI's taxonomy places the organism in Eukaryota, Metazoa, Chordata, Leptocardii, Amphioxiformes, Branchiostomatidae. The transcript is spliced from 2 exons. Gene Ontology annotation, molecular function: protein binding; zinc ion binding. Gene Ontology annotation, cellular component: extracellular region.
AUGAUUGAGAAACUCCAAAAACAAGAAAAUCACUUAGAAGAAACAAGGGAGCAAGCCCAGUCUGAAAACAGGUGCAGUAUUCAUCCCACAGAGGAGGUCAAGCUCUACUGUAAACAGUGUAACAUGCCAGUUUGUACUGAGUGUUGUGAAGAAGGCCAUGAUGGACAUCCGACCACAGGCCUUAAAAAAGCUGCACAGGAAAGGAGUUCUACUAUCCAGGUCUUGAUCAAUGAGGGAAGGAACAUCAUGGAAAGUUAUUUAAGCUUCCUCAAAAGCCUGAGGGAAGAAGAGAAAACCCUGAAUGAACAGAAACAGCAGACAGACAACAUCAUCAUUCAGGCCUACAACCAAAUGGUGAUGAAACUUAUACAAAGAAAAGACCACCUCUUGUCUGAAUCAGGAGAAAAACACACACAAAACUUGGACAAAAUACAGACUGAAAGGGACCGAGUGUUGGCAGAUGUCAAUGAACUAUCUGCUGCCUGUGAUUGCGCAGAACAAGAACUGCAGCUUGGAUGGGUCAAGAUUCUCAGUCAGCAAACCGCUUUGACAGAGGUGGUAGGAAAGUACAGAGGAAAAGCAGCACCAACUCCUGUACAAACCCAGCCUGCUGUCUUUCAGCCCACAGACACCCCAGUGCCAGUAUUGGGACAUGUGAUGGUCCAGUCUCUCCCAUCUGCACCGAUCCCAGCAGCACCUGCAUCUAGUAAUGAUGCAGCAAGGGGCACAGGUCAUCACAAUGGUAACCAAAAGCAAGGGGAGCAUCAACCUCAGAAGUUGUCAUUUGGUGGAGAGGGAUCAGAAACAGGACAGUUUCAGGGUCCAUCCAGUGUUACAGUGUCAGGUGAAGGGGAGGUCUUUGUAGCAGACCAAGGGAACCAGAGGAUCCAAGUCUUCACCCUACAGGGAACAUUUGGGAGAGAGUUCCCAACAGUCGUUUCAGGUGAAGAGAAGAUGGAUCCACAUGAUGUGGAUAUGGAUGGGGAGGGGAACCUGUGGGUGGUUGGGAAGACAGACUCUGCUGGGUUUGCUGUGCAGUACAACAAACUGGGCAGGGUGCUCAGGAAGUUUGACCUACAGGAGACAGGGUGGAACAGAGGAGUUGCCGUGGACACCAGGAGGAACCACAUCCUCAUCACACAGACCACAAGAGAUAGGGACAACAAACAUGGCGAGGUGCAGGUGUACAGGCCAGAUGGGACAUUUGUAAGAACUGUGGGUCAGCAGCAGGGGAUGAAGCUUCCACAGUAUAUCACUGUGGACGGGGAAGGGAACAUUCUUGUGUCAGACUGUCAAAGGGACCGUGUCUAUGUGUACGACGAGGAUGGACAGUGUCUGUUCUCGCUGUUUGUAGAUUUUGAAAAUGAUGAUCAGCUGCAUUUGGACUAUGCCAGUGGCAUCUAUCUGCAGUAA